AUGGCUGAGAGAAAGUUGAAGAUCAGAGAGAAAAUCAGCCAGAACGAGCCAAAGCUGCCUGACGCAGUUAUUCCAGAGGGCAACGACGACGACGUCGACCUUGAUUUUCCCCCCUACAGUAAUGGGGAAUCGGCUGGUAACCCAAGGAAGAAUGACUCUGAACUUAAAAAGGCAUCGUUGCUUUGCGUUGCGGUGAUAGCUGGAAAGCGCAAUCCAACGGGGCGUCGGAGUCUCUGUCCGAAAGCCGCUUCAAUGGGCGAAAUCGUAGCUGCCUUCAAUGAAGUUCCCUUUCCUCGACGAGAUGUGAAGUUGGGUAUUAUGUCAUUUUUAUCUGCAAAUAAAUACAAAAUUUUACCAGCACGCAUUUUGACUUGGGUGAUAUUCUUUACGUAUGGGUUGAUGUCUGCGCGUUACGAUACUGAUGUCGAAGCCAACGCCCAAAAUCCCAAUGAGCGGGGCGGCUGGGGCCUCAAAAUUGAAUUCAUUCUCUCCUGUGUCGCCUUUGCUGUUGGCUUGGGCAAUGUUUGGCGUUUUCCUUACCUCUGCUUCAAAAAUGGUGGAGGUGCUUUCUUGGUCCCCUAUGUGAUCAUGCUUAUUUGUCUGGGUCUUCCUAUUUUUUUCCUGGAAUUUGCUUUUGGACAGUUUGCCAGUCUGGGUCCCAUCUCUAUUUGGUCGAUCAGUCCACUUUUUAAAGGAGUCGGCUACGCGAUGACCACAGUGUCAUGGUACAUUUCACUCUACUACAACGUCAUCAUUGCCACAGCGUUUUUCUACCUCUUCGCCUCCUUCAACAAACAAUUACCCUGGUCUACUUGUGACAACUGGUGGAACAACAAUUUUACUUGCCAACCCAUUGGCGCGCCUCCGAGUGAUAAUGCUACAUCUCCAGCGGUGGAGUAUUAUAACGGUUUUGAGGAUUUUGGCACUCCUGUGUGGCACAUUACGCUUUGCCUGCUAUUCUCUUGGAUCGUUGUGGUUCUUAGCCUGAUCAAGGGUGUUCAGUCACUUGGAAAGGUAUCCUAUUUCACUGCCAUCUUCCCCUACAUCAUGCUCACAAUUCUCCUGGUCCGAGCGGCUACUCUGGAAGGCUCGCUGGAGGGCGUAAAGUACUACGUAACUCCGGAUUUUUCGCGGUUGAGUGACCCUACUGCAUGGACUGAUGCAGCAACGCAGAUUAUAUUUUCUUUGAGCUGCUGCAACGGUGGUCUAAUUGCGAUGUCAAGCUACAAUAAGUUCAAGAACAACUGCUACAGAGACGCAGUUCUUGUGGCUACAAUCAACUGUCUAACUUCCGUGUUUGCCGGCUUUGUGGUUUUUUCGACACUGGGCUUCAUGGCUAAUGCGAAGGGGCCGGGGUUAGUCUUCAUGGUGUACCCUGAAGCACUGAACCAGAUGCCAGUUCCCGUCCUCUGGUCCAUCCUCUUCUUCAUUAUGCUGGUUUCGCUUGGCUUAGGUAGCGAAUUACCCUACGUCGAAACUGUGCUCUCCGCCUUUCAAGAUGAACUGCGCCGAUACAAUUUGCUCACCACAUGGAAAUCGCAAUUUCUUUUUAGAGUUGUUUUGUGCUCCAUCAACUUCUUAAUUACUCUGCCAAUGGUGUGUCCUGCCGGUGUUUACCUUGUCAACUUGAUGGACAAUGUAAUGUCAGGCUAUCCCGUGCUGAUCAUCUGCCUGAUGGAACUGAUCGUCAUAUCCUACGUCUAUGGCAUCAAGCAAUUCAUGCGAGAUGUUAAACUGAUGAUUGAUUCCAAACCUAAUUGGUACUGGCGGAUAUGCUGGAUGGGUAUUUCACCACUCAUGGUACUGGCACUGCUCAUCUUCAUGAUUGUGGGUGGUAAACCAUUCGGCCUGGGCAAUUAUAUCUUCCCUACUGGAAUUCAAGUGAUGGGUCAGCUUAUCGCUAUUGUCCCAAUUGUCAUGAUUGUCGGCUUUUUCGUCUACAAGUACUGCCGUGAUGGCGGAUGGAUCCUCUUACGCGAGUUUUCGAAGCCCGUAACGGACUGGGGUCCGGCAGAGGACGAGCACCGAACGGAGUUUCUUCAGGGCAUCUGCAAGCGUACCCUGGGCUACGUGCCCUCUGACUUGCGGAUGCCUGGGGACGGCGAUGGCGAGGGGGAGGAAGGCAAAGAAGGUGGGGCCAAUCACCUCAACGUCUCCCAGGUGUGGAGUACUGGUGCCGGUGGAAGUACUACUGCCUUACGCACUGCCGCCUCCUGCCAGGCUCUCCACUCUCUCCUCAACGAGGGCGAGUUUUAUCAGAGCAAGCUCAGCAUCGCUGAGAAGAUGGCUGAACUACAUACUAAAGACCUUGUCAAACAGGGCGUUCCCAUCGAACUUCUCGCUUCGACCGAUCGGUUAAAACUGCUGACAAACUCGGUUGAGGAGUUGCGAGAGCAUGACGAACAGGAUGGAGAGAGCGAGGGUUCCGAUGCCGAGGACAAGGGCGAGGACGUGCCGGAAGGAGAGAAAAAACCCUCUAAAAUGUCCCACCUUCUGCGGCGGAUACAACGCAAGUCUAGCAGCGGUGACAACGACUUGCAAUGA
Echinococcus granulosus is the source of this 2544-nucleotide messenger RNA. RefSeq names its product Sodium- and chloride-dependent glycine transporter. Bases 1 to 2544 code for a protein of 847 amino acids. Gene Ontology annotation, biological process: sodium ion transmembrane transport. Gene Ontology annotation, cellular component: membrane. The record is from RefSeq and is a predicted model, not a curated record. The transcript has 16 exons. Lineage: Eukaryota; Metazoa; Platyhelminthes; Cestoda; Cyclophyllidea; Taeniidae.